UUGAUGAAAGAGGUCGUUAGUUUAAAUAAUACUAUCACAAAUCAGAUAUGUGGUCACUUGGAAUGGUACUUUAUUAUUUAUGUUACUCAAGACCCAUAUUAUCAAAUUGAAGAUGUUGAUACAAGAAAUUAUGCAUUUUAA
Messenger RNA from Cetraspora pellucida, 141 nucleotides. The record is from the annotation of a GenBank genome assembly. Lineage: Eukaryota; Fungi; Glomeromycota; Glomeromycetes; Diversisporales; Gigasporaceae.